Messenger RNA from Onychostoma macrolepis, 1238 nucleotides. RefSeq names its product transmembrane protein 177 (gene tmem177). The coding region runs from base 147 to 1079 and encodes 310 amino acids. Lineage: Eukaryota; Metazoa; Chordata; Actinopteri; Cypriniformes; Cyprinidae. The record is from RefSeq and is a predicted model, not a curated record. The transcript is spliced from 2 exons.
CGGGGUCCGCAAAUCGUUUGUGUUGUCGUAAAACUGUCGUAAACUUUUCUUGCGGUAGAUGUGUUUCCAUAACAGUCAACGUGUUGUCCUUGUGAGAAUGAGCACAAAGUAGCAAUUUAGUCAAGUGGUCAAAAGCAAGAGAAGAGAUGGCUUCACCUUUUCUGAGACUCUCUGUGUUUAUUCAGAAGUAUCGGACACCGCUGCUCCUUGUCGGCUGUGGAGGGGUAUUUUCUGCCAACAUUUUCUAUCAUGUUUUCCCAGAAUAUACAUACAGAAAAGUAUACCAGGCUUGGCACAAAGGAAAACCAGCCAGUCUUUCGGAGAAGCUUGAGAACGUCUUUCAAGAGGUGCUCAAAGAUUCUGCUGUCAGCUUCCCUAAAAACUUCAGUGCUUUUGCUGCCUUUGGCUUUCACCCGGUAGGGGCAGGUGUUCCAUGGCUUACCUCUGGAGCGCAGAUCGGCAUCCCAGCCAACUUCAACAGCACCACCGAUGAUCCAUCGGGCAUCACCAACCGCACUAUUCUCAUCAAUGGCAAAGAGCUGGAGUGGGACAGCGAUUCAGGUGCUGCUCUCAAAAACUCCUUGGUGUUCUCUCUGGAGGCACAGAAGUUUGCUAUAGCCCGAGAAGUGGCCCGACUGGGGGCUGGGGGACCCGUGUUGCACGCUGCAGUGGCUCCAGCAUGUCUGGCAGGGGCUUGUAUAUAUAGUGUAGCCCUCAAGCAGAUCUUUGGGCUCCAGGCUGGGUCCAUCUUCUUCAGGGCUGGUGUUAAUGUGUUUGCUGUGGGUUUAGGGGUCGUGUCUUAUAUCCUGGCUUCUGAUGCUCUGAGCCAGUGGUUGGACUACAGCUCGGACCACUGUGCAGCAUGUCUGUCAAGCAAUUAUGCAAAGGGUGGUUUAGAGUUCUAUGAGAAAAUCUUGACACGGAACAAGACCCUGCGCUCUCUAAUGGGCACAAAAGGGGAAGAGAUGUAUGCCCCCAGUGGAAACUUGUUUCCUGGACAUCUGCUGCAACUCAGACACGCCCCUUACACAUCUAGACGGGAUAAGAUUUUAAAUCUUUUGAAAAAUGAGAAAGUAUAAACUGUCUGAUUAUAUUUAAAAGCAUAUAUGUGCUUAAUUUCUACCAUGUGAAAAUCAUAUUGCAAUACUGCAUUUGUAUAUGGACAGUGCUUUUGAAAUGGUACAACACACCACUUGAUAACUUGUCUUCCCUUUAUCACAAAUAAACAAUUUAACUUA